CCCCUCACUCUCCUCUACCUCCUCCCAUCCACCAAACCUCCGCGAAAGGGUGUGCUUUUUGAAGGUUGUAUGAAGCUAAACACUCCUGCAAGGCUUGACAGCCUGGGAGAAGCAUCUGAAGCCAGGGAGCAGCGCGCCCCUUAGUCUUCGCCUCUCAGUGCCGAGAACCCGACUGAGGUCUGAGGUCUGAGGUCCUGUCCCCCGCUGGAAGAAAAAAUGCCGCGUACACGGACAUUUAUAUAAAAAGUUGAAAUGCACAGGUUGCACAGUAAAAUGCAAUGUGGGAUCUGUGUGGUUUCUUUUCAAGGUUAGUACCCGAGCACCGCCGCCUCACAGACCAGCUUCUUGGGCUGUCGGAUGGGGGGAUGCCGCUCUGUCUCGCUCGCCUCCAGCAUCAACAAUGACAUCUUUCACCGACGAGGACAUUGAUAGUCACUGACACAGGAACGGACAAACUUGUGAAACACUGGUGUAAAAUCCCAAAUAGGAUACUUUACAUGCACUACUGCAUGUUCUGGUGUGAAAAGAGACUGUAGUAUCUUGGAUUUCCUGCUUUUUCCGAGGGCCCGUGUCGGUGUGACACUUCACCUGGCUACAGGCAACAACGCUGAAGACGAGCUAGCUAACGAUAAUGGAUGUUUGGGUCGACCCGACUCUUAAGGUCGAAAUGUUAAAUGGUUGUAUAGUUGGUCAACCCAACAGCACAGAGUUGUAAGUUAACCAACUUCCUUGAACUUGCUGGCUUUUCAAGUGGACUUUUAUUAGAAGCUCUCGGGUUUUAUCGCCUUUAUUGCUGAACAACAUGCCUUCGAGGACGGGUUCGCACAGCCCCACCGGCUUCGGUAGGGGUUUACCGGAGCGGGGACUGCUGCUCCUGGCGGUCCUGGUGCUUCUGGAGGGGUCUGUGCUGCCCCUCGGAGCCGCCAGCUCCCCGGAUAUCAGCCAUCAGGCAAAUUCGGACAGUCACAAAAAGGCGGACGGAGGGCACAACAUCACCAAAAAAGCUUUCCCUGUGCUUAGCCUCGACUACCAGCACAUACAUAUCCCCUUUGAAAUUUCAUUAUGGGUGCUCCUCGCCUCUUUAAUGAAACUAGGGUUCCACAUGAUUCCUCGUCUGUCCAGCAUUGUGCCAGAAAGCUGCCUGUUGAUCGUGGUGGGCCUGCUGGUGGGGGGGCUCAUCAAACUAGCUGGAGAGAAGGUCCCACCUGUGCUGAACACCCAAUUGUUCUUCCUCAUUCUGCUGCCCCCCAUCAUCCUAGAUGCUGGCUACUUCCUGCCUAUCCGCCCCUUCAUGGAGAACCUGGGCACGAUUCUGAUGUUUGCUGUUGUGGGGACUCUGUGGAACGCCUUCUUCAUCGGCGGCCUGCUGUAUGCUGUGACUCAGAUCCAGCCAGCCAACCCGUCGGACCUCCACUCCCUAGAGCUCCUGCCUUGCCUGCUGUUUGGCGCCAUCAUUUCAGCUGUGGAUCCUGUUGCUGUGCUUGCUGUGUUUGAGGAGAUCCACAUCAAUGAACUGCUGCACAUCCUGGUGUUUGGUGAAUCGCUGCUCAAUGAUGCUGUCACUGUGGUGCUAUACCACCUUUUUGAGGAGUUCUCAAGUGAAGGCACGGUAACUGUGAUGGACGGCUUCCUUGGACUCAUUUCCUUUCUGGUGGUUGCGUUGGGCGGUGUUCUAGUCGGAGCUAUCUAUGGGAUCCUGGCUGCCUUCACUUCACGCUUCACCUCCCACAUGCGUGUCAUCGAGCCACUUUUUGUCUUUGUGUACAGCUACAUGGCAUACCUGUCAUCUGAGCUGUUCCACCUCUCUGGCAUCAUGGCGUUAAUAGCAUGUGGGGCAGUGAUGCGGCCUUAUGUGGAGGCCAAUAUAUCUCACAAAUCUCACACCACUAUCAAGUACUUCCUGAAGAUGUGGAGCAGCGUUAGCGAGACAUUAAUCUUCAUCUUUCUGGGAGUUGUCACAGUGGACGGGCCUCACUCCUGGAACUGGACCUUCGUCGUUGUAACGGUCAUUCUGUGUCUGGUGGCGCGGGUUAUAGGUGUGAUUGGUCUGACCUUCGUCAUUAACAAGUUCCGCAUUGUCAAGUUGACCACCAAGGAUCAGUUCAUCAUAGCCUACGGUGGCCUGCGAGGUGCCAUCGCCUUCUCCCUCGGCUUCCUGCUGGAAAAGAACCAUUUUCCUAAGAGAGAGAUGUUUCUCACUGCCAUCAUCACUGUUAUCUUCUUCACUGUCUUUGUUCAGGGCAUGACCAUCAAACCCCUGGUGGAGCUGCUGGCAGUGAAGAAGAAACAGGAGGCCAAGCGCUCCAUUAACGAGGAGAUCCACACUCAGUUCCUGGACCACCUACUGACUGGCAUCGAAGACAUCUGUGGACACUAUGGUCAUCAUCACUGGAAGGACAAACUGAAUCGCUUCAACAAGAAGUAUGUGAAGAAGUGCCUGAUUGCAGGUGAACGCUCAAAGGAGCCACAGCUCAUUGCCUUCUACCACAAAAUGGAGAUGAAACAGGCCAUUGAGUUGGUGGAGAGUGGAGGGGGAGCCAAGCUUCCUUCUUCUAUGCCUUCCACUGUGUCCAUGCAGAACAUCCAGCCCAAGAAACCUCCUCCUGCCAAGUCUGCAGACAGAACUCUGCUACAGAUACCUAAAGGCCGAGAAGAGGAGAUCAGGAAGAUCCUCAGGAGUAACCUCCAGAGGACACGCCAGAGGCUGCACUCCUACAACAGACACACUCUGGUGGCUGAUCCAUAUGAGGAUGGGUUUAGUGACAUUAUUAAGAAGCGAAGGCUGAUGGAGCUGGAGAAGAAGAUAAAAGAGAUGAGUAACUACUUGACGGUGCCUGCUGCUGCUUCUGACUCUCCGACUAUGCAUCGAGCCAGACUGUCCUCAGGCAGAGAUACUGAUUUCAAACCUGCUCAGCAGCAGAAAGGAAACAAAAGUUGUCCAGACCCACAAAGCUACGGUGUGAAGCCAGCGACAGACAAUGUACCGACCAUCCAGGUGGACCUGGCAUCUCCUCAGUCUCCAGACUCUGUCAAUGUGAUGGAUGAGUUUGGCCGAGGCGACCAGGAGGAGGACCAGGGCCUGAUGAUGAAGCCUCCCUCUGGGCAUAAAAAGCCAGGUGAGGCAGAAGGAGCCAGAGAACAGCAGAAGCUUACAAGGUGCCUGAGCGACCCUGGUCCCGGCGGGGAUGAGGACGAGGACGAACCCUUCCUGCCUUAAUACGGCAGAUCUGAUGUGGAGGGGUCAGGCCGCUUGCCCGUCUGCACUGGUUAGGAGAGAGGGUGCUGUGCUGUGCUCUAAAUGAUCUCUUUGGUUCAGAAACCAACCAAGCCAAAACUGUUAAUGCUGUAUACCUAUAAACAAAAAGGAAACUGACUGCCUGGGAAGGAAAAAAGAGCCAUUAGUUUAUUUCAUUGCUUUUAUGUUUUUUACAAGGCAUUGGAGCAGCAAUCGCUGCUGUCUGAGAGAUAUUGGUCUAUAAGCUCAGUAGUUAGACGUUCAGGAAAGAACUAUGCAUUACCAAAGGUCCAAGAUGUUUUGGUGUCAGGUAGUGUCAUUUUUACUUUAGUGUCAGAUGUUUUUCUUAAUGAUUGCAGGGUUGUUUAUUUUAUAUUUGUUUCUUAUUUUACAACUUUUCUGUCUUUAAAGCAGUGUUCUCUGAGACAUGCUGGGCCUCGACAGUAGUCCGAAGUGUAAUCACCAGGGCAAACGUUGGCACUUUUCAUUCUGUCACUUGAGAUAGCUGGGUAUCCAAACAUUUAGUGUAGCUCCACUAGUUGAAAGUAUUUAGCCUUAUUUAUGUCAAAUCUUGUCACUUGCUGCAUUUUUAACUCUUCUUUUUAAUGCAUUUUGAUUUCAGGGGUAAUGGGUUUUGGUUGUGGUGUUUAUGGGAUGUAGGUUAAAGCUGGAUGCAUUUAGUCUCUGUAAAAGAGCUACAGUUGUUUCUAAUCGUGCUUACAGACUCACAGCCUUGACCUGUGGCUGUGGAGGGAGCUGUGUGGAUUUGAAAAACUCCUCACUGUUGAUUAAAGAGUUUUUGAUCCAUACAUGUGGAGUGAAGCUGGGUGUGUGGGAACCUUAUGAGACAGGCAGUGAUGCAGCACAGAUGUUUUGAUGUCAGCCAUCAUGCAUGAUUCCCCUUCCAAGUCUUCUGGAGUUAAAUCACCUCAUGUCAUGUCACAUUUCUUUGUAGAUAUUUAAUGUUUUACACUUGUUAAAGCUCAGUCACGGUGGAGUGGAGUUGUUCGUUGUCUUCCGUCAUAAGUAGUGAACAAGUGCCCGUCACAACACUCAUCAUCUUCACACUGCUCUUGUUUCAAACUUUUAGACCACAUGACCUCAUUUUUAAUUUAUCAGAUAUACUGUAAAUACCUGCAUUGUUCAUUUUUACAAGAACUAUUUGUGCCCUGCAUUACUCCUUAGCAAGGUAGAGAACACGACAAGAGAAGGUCCAUUGGUACAUGAAUUGAUCCUCUUCUCUUAACCUUCUGGAAAUCUAAGACUGGAAGCAUGUCCUGGCAAAAAAAAAAAAAAAAAUUCUAUGCAGUAUGGGUCUGUAAGAUAUGUACAUUAAUCAUAAUAUCCUAUAUUUAUGAAUACCCUUUAAAACUGAAGUCUUAAUUAAGUUAAACAUGUAAAACAACGAGGCGAACCAGUGCUAAUGUCACUGCUGAAAUCAAACGUGGGCAUUAAAAUAUACAGUCAAAAUUAUUUGUUCUAAUUUUUUGCACAUCUUGUGUGAGACUUGAGUGAGUUAGCUACAGGCAUGACAACAUAGUCCAGAGUUUCUAUUCAUUCUCUCCUGUGCUGUAUUGUACAGUGUGCAUGGUAGCCAGUAUAAAGUACAUUGCAUGUCUCUUUUCAGAAGCCGCUCAGUGACUUGGAAUAUAGCAUUUAAAUUGUUGAUUGUCUCGCAAAGUGCCGCACAUCGACAUAACAGUUAAAACCCAUGAGUGUGUCUUUCACCCGUGUUUAACAUCACAUGACUUCACUGGCCGUUCCGUCAUAGCUAACAUCCACAGAGCGAAGUUUGUCUCUGAAACACAGUCUGCCUUGAGUGAAUCACUUCCCGGGAUGUUUUCUAGGUGUUAGUGAAUCCUUCCUGAUCCUCUUACUGGGAGGGCGCGCGUUGCCGUUGAGGGCAAAAAGCUGACGAUCCUGUCAGCCUCGUUCUUUCUUUUUAUAGCCUCUGUGUCACAUAGUGUGGGUGAUAGGACAUUUUGUGUGCACACAUGCACCUGCACUAUGGUAGAGUGUUUUCACUUAGUGUUAAUUUUUUUUUUUGUUCAUUGUGUUUUUUGCCCCUGACACUUUUAUUAACACAGUUUUAAUUGCAGAAAAGAGUGUUGAUGGGUCAAACCUUAAAGGAUCUAAUUACCAUGUCUUGACUGAGUUGAAUUUCUGAUAAAAUGUGUAUGCGUGUGUAAGACAGUGUCGUAAGCGAGGAGUGUGCUGACAGUGUCAAAAGGGACGGGGUCAAACUGAGACAGGUUGUUAAAAAAUUUGCACGCAGCAUUAAAUGUAUUCUAAAAUCGGUAAAAACUGUGGAAAGAAGCCCUGAGACAUGUUUCUCUCCGUUUUCCAGAUGCUCUAUGGCUUGGUCGACAUUUAAAGGCGAUGUUAGGCGCUGUAUUUUCAUAUCAAAAUGGAAACCACAGUUACCUUUGCUUGCAAAUGUGAUUAAAAUAAAGGAGGAAAAAACAAUGAUUUAAAUUAAAACGAUGCAUAAAACAGCCGCCCUAUAUCCCUGGCUACAUCAUAUUAUUCCAAAGACUUUUCAUUUUUCAAAAAGAAACUAUUUUCAUACUUUUCUGUUUCAUAAUAAAUGCAACUUUGUGGGGCAAACAUUCUCACACUUCUUGGAGGGAAAUGUUUGGUGCAGAAAAUAACCUUAAUCUGAAGCCAUACAGCCUAUAGAAGAACCUGUGCAGCUCUCUUUAUUUGCCUUUGUUUCUCUCAAUGCACAAAGCAAACAAAACCUUUACAUUCGAGUCACUCGUGUCUUCUUUGGCUGUCGUUUUAAAUGUGCGCUUUUUGUUCUCAGUUUAAAUUUUCCACACUGGAUGUUUUUCUAUGGGGUGAGUGAUGAUAAGUUGUGGACUGUUUGGGACUGAGUUACAAUGUCAACACUGUUGCCACAGCAGCAUUCGGCUUUGUGGUCUUUGUUCUUUACAUCUCUGUGUGUGUUAAAAUCCUUCGUGUGUUCAGUUGCUUUAUUGUACAAAGUUUUUUUUUUUUUUGUUUGUUUGUUUUUUAAUUGGCUGUACAGGGAUAUCCAAAUCCCUUGUUGUUAAUGUCAAGAGCUUUAUCUGGAUUCAUGUGCAUUACAUUACUCCAUGUGCUUUACAGAUGUUUUUAGGCUUCACUGUGGGUUUUUCCAUUGUAUGUUUACCUUCAUAAGCAUCUCACUCUAAGUUUAAACUGGACCAAGUUCUUGCUCCACAAAGCAAUGAGCUGAAUUUAUAGCCAUAUACUGGCUUAUCAGAUUCACUGCUCCUAAAUUUAGUUUCACUGGGGAGAAGUGAUGUGAAGGCAUCAAUUACAAUCAGCCUCACAAGCUGACAAGUUGCUUUUUACCUUAAUGCCAUGCUGGUGUUUUUUUGCAUGUUUUUGAUUUUUCUUCAGUCCAGGCUGCCAUCAGUCUCCAUUCUUCCCCUACAACAUAAACCUCUCUUUUGUAAUUCAAGUUUUUAAUUAGGCUUUCCCCAAGAUGUAACAUGCAACAUGCUGUGUGUGUAAAGAGUCGGGACUUGCUUCAGAUUCCAUCACCAUUAACAUCAGGUUUAAAGUCAGGUGCAGUUUUCUAGUAGUAAUUAUUUUAGCUGUGUAGUAAUUAAUCAACUUGCAACUGCAGUGCCAUGCAGCACUAUGAUGCAUAUAUACUAAUGGCUGUCCCUGGAUUUUCACUAUAUGAGCUAAAACAUGCAAAAGCACUAGUAUGUUCCUUUAGUAUUUUAACAUGAGAUCAGUCCAACAUCUGUAGAAGAAAACUGUCAUUUAUAAAGGCUGUAAUCACAGUGUGAUGCACAUUUGUGCGUCAGUAACAUAAUGACCCCGUAGCAUCAUUAUUCACCCACCCAAAGACAGUUUUCCUCCCUUGUUUCUCCUUGCAUUUGCCUAAUCCUGCUCCUUGUGUACUCUUUUUACACUACACCAAGCACUUUAACAAGGUAGUACCUUUAUAUCACACCCCAACAUGAGAGAGAGCAAUAAGUGGUCUUAAUGUAGAGUGUGCGGUGUUAUCAGGUGACACAUCACAGGGAAAAGGAUUGUACUUUAUAACGGACCUUAUAAACAGGGGUGGGUUUGGUGUUUUUAGUCCUAAAACAGAUGUUGGGAUCUUAAAUCUUAGUCAAUGCUGUGCUUUGACAUGACAGCAGAGCGGUUUAUAGUUCCCUUUUAUCAUGUAUAUUUGGUUUGGAUAAUCAUCAUGUAUUUUUAAUUUAUGUCAGUCCAUUAUUUACUGUUUUGCAAAUGUAUAUUUUGCAAGAAAUCAGAGUUUAUUUUCUAUACACAUGAAGAGAAAUAUAUGCAUAAAAGGAAGAACGCAUAUUGGGAAUUUAUUAUGUUGUACAAAUCAGAAUCUGAAAGACAGCAGGUGUGCACUUUCUUGUUGAUUAAUCUUUAGCUUUCAGCAUCCCAUCCCUGUACUGACCAGUGAAACUACCAACCAGAGAUGAAACUAUAAACCAAAAUAAAGUUUUUCUUUAUAGCA
Messenger RNA from Monopterus albus (swamp eel), 7712 nucleotides. RefSeq names its product solute carrier family 9 member A1a (gene slc9a1a). The transcript has 13 exons. Lineage: Eukaryota; Metazoa; Chordata; Actinopteri; Synbranchiformes; Synbranchidae. Gene Ontology annotation, biological process: regulation of intracellular pH; proton transmembrane transport; potassium ion transmembrane transport. Gene Ontology annotation, molecular function: sodium:proton antiporter activity; potassium:proton antiporter activity. The record is from RefSeq and is a predicted model, not a curated record. Gene Ontology annotation, cellular component: plasma membrane. Bases 803 to 3217 code for a protein of 804 amino acids.